Dendrobium catenatum is the source of this 1271-nucleotide messenger RNA. Its product is annotated as deSI-like protein At4g17486. The record is from RefSeq and is a predicted model, not a curated record. Gene Ontology annotation, molecular function: deubiquitinase activity. Gene Ontology annotation, biological process: protein deubiquitination. Bases 296 to 1033 code for a protein of 245 amino acids. The transcript has 4 exons. Lineage: Eukaryota; Viridiplantae; Streptophyta; Magnoliopsida; Asparagales; Orchidaceae.
GCUUGUGCAUUUUAGUGGAAAUGUAGGUUUGAAGGUCGGUGCAUGAUCUUUCAAAACAGUUCAUGAUAGAGCUUUUUUUUUAGCCUCAUUGGUUGCUUGAAGUCAGAAAAACACUGAGUUAACUGGAUUCCCUUGUUUGGAUGGAUGUAUUUAGGAAUCAUUAUGGAUUUUUAACUGUUCAAACGUCUUAAAAAUCUGUAACAACUGGCGAUUUUCACGCCCAAAAUGAGUGAACACAGAAUCAUCACUUUCGAAGGAGCUGUUUGGUAUUUUAUUAUUGGCUGGAUUUAGAAUUAUGAAGUCAGGUUCAAAAAACGGUUGGAGUUCUCUCAUGUCAUUUCGGGUGGGAAGGAAAUCUGCAGUACGCUUUUCUUUGUUCCCCAAAGUUCGGUCAGCUGGUCAAACAUCAGGAAAUGCACCUGUUUAUCUAAACGUGUAUGACUUGACUCCCUUGAAUGGUUAUGUUUAUUGGGCAGGCCUUGGCAUAUUCCACUCUGGGGUUGAAGUUUAUGGUGUGGAGUAUGCAUUUGGGGCGCACGACUAUGCAACAAGCGGAGUUUUUGAGGUUGAGCCUAAGCAAUGCCCAGGCUUCAGAUUUAGGAAGUCUAUAUUCAUGGGUACGACUUGUCUCGAUCCAAUUCAGGUCAGAGAGUUUAUGGAACAUCAUUCUACAAACUACAAUGGGGAUACAUAUCAUUUAAUUAUUAAGAACUGCAACCAUUUCUGUAAGGACGUCUGCUACAAGUUGACUGGAAAUUCUAUUCCAAAAUGGGUGAAUCGGCUUGCAAGGAUAGGUUCUUUGUGCAAUUGCCUCCUUCCAGAGGCCAUGAAAGUUUCUACAAUCCGCCAUGAUCCUGAUUCAACCUACGAGGAGAAGACGCGGCUCAAGAGCUCUUUCGGCUGCCUAUCUUCGAUUUCAUUGCGUCAGAGACAGUUAUCUUCUUCCUCUCUGCUACUGCCUUCGCCGCUGAAAGGUUGCCUUACUCCAUGGGAGUUAAGAAAGUCUGCUUCUAUCCGGUUGAAAAACAGGUGAAAAAGAACCUUUCAAUCUAAUUUAGUAUCCUUUCUAGAGCGUAUUUGUUGAUAUUGGUUAGUCUUUUUCAUCAUCCCUCCUUCAAAAACAGCAUCAAGUGGCUGUCAAUCUUGUAUCAAUCUUCAACUGGAGAAUUGUUUAUUUUUCAUUUCUUGAUCGUUUAGGUAGCUUUUCUUUUGUAUUUUAGAAACAUUUGAGCUUUACUAAGUGACUGUGUGGAUGAUGAUUUCUUUUCAAU